Messenger RNA from Orbicella faveolata, 1459 nucleotides. Its product is annotated as glutamate receptor ionotropic, NMDA 1-like. The record is from RefSeq and is a predicted model, not a curated record. Gene Ontology annotation, biological process: monoatomic ion transport. Gene Ontology annotation, molecular function: ligand-gated monoatomic ion channel activity; signaling receptor activity. Gene Ontology annotation, cellular component: membrane. NCBI's taxonomy places the organism in Eukaryota, Metazoa, Cnidaria, Anthozoa, Scleractinia, Merulinidae.
CAGAAACCGGGAUAAGCUCCGGCCUCAUUGGCCACUAGGCUCGUAUGCACACUUUACCUACCUUAUGGACUUAUUAAAUUUCCUGUUCUUUUCACAGUCAUCUUGGGAACGCAAACGCAAGUUCUUCGCUCAACCAGAAACUUCUUAGCGAUGCCUACACUAUUUUAAAGCAUGAAAACAAUUCUGUGAAGGCGCGAUCCUGGAUGAAAAUUGGAACAUAUCGAUACAAGGAAAGUAUUCAAAUAGAAGGCAGCAUUCUUCGACAACUCAGCCGCAUUCCUCACAGCGAGGCAAAGGCUCUUAGAAUUGUCACCAUAGUACAUGGUCAGUAUCUUUACAAGGUCGGUGGUGUGUUAGGCUGCGAAGACGGAGAGCUUUGUACAAAGAAAAGCUUGCAACGAAGAUCACUUCAACCGAGUUGCGAAGUAGGCGUGCCUUGUUAUGAGCAUGCGCAGUCAAGAAUCACGAAUAACACGAAACGACACGACACGAAUCGAAACGACACGGAACAGUUGUAUGUUUUCUGCGUAUCCGGUUUAAUGGUGGACCUUCUGGGCUUGAUACAGAACAAGCUCGGCUUCAGUUACGAGCUCUAUCUUGUCCCAGAUGGGAAGUAUGGCGCCAUAGACGAUGCCACAGGCCGUUGGAAUGGAAUGAUAGGAGAGGUGUUAUACGGACAUGCAGAUAUGGCCCUUGGCUCCAUUACCAUCAACGCGCAACGUAGUCAGGUGGUAGAUUUCACUUCUCCUUACGGCGAGGUUGGCAUAGGAAUGAUGAUAGCGAACGGAAAUAUUGCCAGACCUUUGAUAACCAUGGAAUUCCUUGAACCAUUUGGCACAAGCUUGUGGCUUGCUAUUGUGACAACAAUUCUUACGAUACUCCUUGCGUUGUGGUUCCUGGACCGAAAAACGAGGGAGUUUUAUUCCAAGAGCAAACGCCCUUUCUUGGGGGGAGAAAAGAAGUACUUUAAAAGGAGACAAAGAGUGACACUGCUUGAAAGCAUGUCCUACACGUGGAGCACGUUUGUACACGUGCCGGCUGGAAGUGGUUUUCCAAGAAGCUUAAGUUCUCGCUUUGUCGCUAUUUUCUUCGCGUUCGCCAUGAUCAUCCUCAGCAGCACGUACACAGCCAAUCUUGCUGCCACCAAGGUGAAAGAUGAAGCAGAACCACCGAUAACAGGGAUACAUGAUGAAAAGGUAAACUGACAAAGAACUACAGAUUGUCUCAGUACUAACUUACUGAGGUCUCUUCGUCCCUGUCACGACAUAACACUUUAGGCAACAGUCUUCUUAAACAUGUGGUUUUUGUGACAAUGAGCCCCACUAUGGCGGACUCUCAGUUUGUAGCGGAACCCUAAUGAAAUAAACUCAUUUCUAGUUUCUUUAUCGUCCGUGCCUUUCAGUUUCGCACUGUUCAAGGUCUGAAAGGCACGAAUCUUAUGAUGCUUUUUCCUCAGUGA